Molecule: messenger RNA, 5685 nt
Organism: Closterium sp. Naga37s-1
Lineage: Eukaryota; Viridiplantae; Streptophyta; Zygnematophyceae; Desmidiales; Closteriaceae
Source: the annotation of a GenBank genome assembly
AUGCACCAAUGGAUACAUCGCAUGGUGCUGAAGCACCCAUGGGUGCAUCGGCGUGCGUCGACAUGGUGCGGAUGCACCCAUGGAUGCACCCUGAACUCCAUCACCCUGCCCCAUUCUCCCGCUUUCCAUCACCCCGCCCCAUUCUCCCGCUUUCCAUCACCCCGCCCCAUUCUCCCUCCUUCCAUCAUACCGCCCCGUUCUCCCUCCUUCCAUCACCCCGCCCCAUUCUCCCGCUUUCCAUCACCCCGCCCCAUUCUCCCGCUUUCCAUCACCCCGCCCCAUUCUCCCGCUUUCCAUCACCCUGCCCCAUUCUCCCGCUUUCCAUCACCCCGCCCCAUUCUCCCGCUUUCCACCAUCCCGCCCCAUUCUCCCGCUUUCCAUCACCCCGCCCCAUUCUCCCGCUUUCCAUCACCCUGCCCCAUUCUCCCGCUUUCCAUAACCCUGCCCCAUUCUCCCGCUUUCCAUCACCCUGCCCCAUUCUCCCGCUUUCCAUCACCCUGCCCCAUACUCCCGCUUUCCAUCACCCCGCCCCAUUCUCCCUCCUUCCAUCACCCCACCCCAUUCUCCCUCCUUCCAUCACCCCGCCCCAUUCUCCCGCUUUCCAUCACCCCGCCCCAUUCUCCCGCUUUCCAUCACGCCGCCCGAUUCUCCCGCUUUCCAUCACCCCGCCCCAUUCUCCCGCUUUCCAUCACCCCGCCCCAUUCUCCCUCCUUCCAUCACCUCACCCCAUUCUCCCUCCUUCCAUCACCCCGCCCCAUUCUCCCGCUUUCCAUCACCCCGCCCCAUUCUCCCGCUUUCCAUCACCCUGCCCCAUACUCCCGCUUUCCAUCACCCCGCCCCAUUCUCCCGCUUUCCAUCACCCCGCCCCAUUCUCCCUCCUUCCAUCACCCCGCCCCAUUCUCCCUCCUUCCAUCACCCCCCCCCAUUCUCCCUCUUUCCAUCACCCCACCCCAUUCUCCCGCUUUCCAUCUUCCCGCCCCAUUCUCCCUCCUUCCAUCACCCCACCCCAUUCUCCCUCCUUCCAUCACCCCGCCCCAUUCUCCUGCUUUCCAUCACCCCGCCCCAUUCUCCCGCUUUCCAUCACCCCGGCCCAUUCUCCCGCUUUCCAUCACCCCGCCCCAUUCUCCUGCUUUCCAUCACCCCGCCCCAUUCUCCCUCCUUCCAUCACCCCGCCCCAUUCUCCCUCCUUCCAUCAACCCGCCCCAUUCUCCCUCUUUCCAUCACCCCGCCCCAUUCUCCCUCUUUCCAUCACCCCGCCCCUUCUACCUCUUUCCAUCACCCCGCCCCAUUCUCCCGCUUUCCAUCACCCCGCCCCAUUCUCCCGCUUUCCAUCACCCCGCCCCAUUCUCCCGCUUUCCAUCACCCUGCCCCAUUCUCCCGCUUUCCAUCACCCCGCCCCAUUCUCCCGCUUUCCACCAUCCCGCCCCAUUCUCCCGCUUUCCAUCACCCCGCCCCAUUCUCCCGCUUUCCAUCACCCUGCCCCAUUCUCCCGCUUUCCAUAACCCUGCCCCAUUCUCCCGCUUUCCAUCACCCUGCCCCAUUCUCCCGCUUUCCAUCACCCUGCCCCAUACUCCCGCUUUCCAUCACCCCGCCCCAUUCUCCCUCCUUCCAUCACCCCACCCCAUUCUCCCUCCUUCCAUCACCCCGCCCCAUUCUCCCGCUUUCCAUCACCCCGCCCCAUUCUCCCGCUUUCCAUCACGCCGCCCGAUUCUCCCGCUUUCCAUCACCCCGCCCCAUUCUCCCGCUUUCCAUCACCCCGCCCCAUUCUCCCUCCUUCCAUCACCUCACCCCAUUCUCCCUCCUUCCAUCACCCCUCCCCAUUCUCCCGCUUUCCAUCACCCCGCCCCAUUCUCCCGCUUUCCAUCACCCUGCCCCAUACUCCCGCUUUCCAUCACCCCGCCCCAUUCUCCCGCUUUCCAUCACCCCGCCCCAUUCUCCCUCCUUCCAUCACCCCGCCCCAUUCUCCCUCCUUCCAUCACCCCCCCCCAUUCUCCCUCUUUCCAUCACCCCACCCCAUUCUCCCGCUUUCCAUCUUCCCGCCCCAUUCUCCCUCCUUCCAUCACCCCACCCCAUUCUCCCUCCUUCCAUCACCCCGCCCCAUUCUCCUGCUUUCCAUCACCCCGCCCCAUUCUCCCGCUUUCCAUCACCCCGGCCCAUUCUCCCGCUUUCCAUCACCCCGCCCCAUUCUCCUGCUUUCCAUCACCCCGCCCCAUUCUCCCUCCUUCCAUCACCCCGCCCCAUUCUCCCUCCUUCCAUCAACCCGCCCCAUUCUCCCUCUUUCCAUCACCCCGCCCCAUUCUCCCUCUUUCCAUCACCCCGCCCCUUCUACCUCUUUCCAUCACCCCGCCCCAUUCUCCCUCCUUCCAUCACCCCGCCCCAUUCUCCCUCUUUCCAUCACCCCGCCCCAUUCUCCCUCUUUCCAUCACCCCGCCCCAUUUUCCCUCUUUCCAUCACCCCACCCCAUUCUCCCUCUUUCCAUCCCCCCGCACCAUUCUCCCUCUUUCCAUCACCCCGCCCUAUUCUCACUCUUUCCAUCACCCCGCCCCAUUCUCCCUCUUUCCAUCACCCCGCCCCAUUCUCCCGCUUUCCAUCACCCCGCCCCAUUCUCCACCCCGCCCCAUUCUCCCGCUUUCCAUCAUCCCGCCCCAUUCUCCCUCCUUCCAUCUCCCCGCCCCAUUCUCCCGCUCUCCAUCACCCCCCAUUCUCCCUCCUUCCAUCACCCCGCCCCAUUCUCCCGCUUUCCAUCACCCCACCCCAUUCUCCCGCUUUCCAUCACCCCGCCCCAUUCUCCCUCCUUCCAUCACCCCGCCCCAUUCUCCCUCCUUCCAUCACCCUGCCCCAUUCUCCCGCUUUCCAUCACCCCGCCCCAUUCUCCCGCUUUCCAUCACCCCGCCCCAUUCUCCCGCUUACCAUUACCCCGCCCCAGUCUCCCGCCUUCCAUCACCCCGCCCCUUUCUCCCUCCUUCCAUCACCCCGCCCCAUUCUCCCUCCUUCCGUCACCCCGCCCCAUUCUCCCGCUUUCCAUCACCCCGCCCCAUUCUCCCGCUUUCCAUCACCCCGCCCCAUUCUCCCGCUUUCCAUCACCCCGCCCCAUUCUCCCGCUUUCCAUCACCCCGCCCCAUUCUCCCGCUUUCCAUCACCCCGCCCCAUUCUCCCUCCUUCCAUCACCCCGCCACAUUCUCCCUCCUUCCAUCACCCCCCCCCAUUCUCCCGCUUUCCAUCACCCCGCCCCAUUCUCCCGCUUUCCAUCACCCCGCCCCAUUCUCCCGCUUUCCAUCAUCCUGCCCCAUUCUCCCUCCUUCCAUCACCCCGCCCCAUUCUCCCGCUUCCAUCACCCCACCCCAUUCUCCCGCUUUCCAUCACCCUGCCCCAAUCUCCCGCUUUCCAUCACCCGGCCCCAUUCUCCCGCUUUCCAUCACCCCGCCCCAUUCUCCCGGGUUCCAUCACUCCGCCCCAUUCUCCCGCUUCCAUCACCCCGCCCCAUUCUCCCGCUUUCCAUCACCCGGCCCCAUUCUUCCACUUUCCAUCACCCCGCCCCAUUCUCCCUCUUUCCAUCACCCCGCCCCAUUCUCCCUCCUUCCAUCACCCCGCCCCAUUCUCCCGCUUCCAUCACCCCACACCAUUCUCCCGCUUUCCAUCACCCUGCCCCAUUCUCCCGCUUUCCAUCACCCGGCCCCAUUCUCCCGCUUUCCAUCACCCCGCCCCAUUCUCCCGCGUUCCAUCACUCCGCCCCAUUCUCCUGCUUCCAUCACCCCGCCCCAUUCUCCCGCUUUCCAUCACCCGGCCCCAUUCUUCCUCUUUCCAUCACCCCGCCCCAUUCUCCCACUUUCCAUCACCCCGCCCCAUUCUCCCUCCUUCCAUCACCCCGCCCCAUUCUCCCUCCUUCCAUCACCCCUCCCCAUUCUCCCGCUUCCAUCACCCCGCCCCAUUCUCCCGCUUUCCAUCACCCAGCCCCAUUCUCCCCUUUCCAUCACCCCGCCCCAUUCUUCCGCUUUCCAUCACCCCGCCCCAUUCUCCCGCUUUCCAUCACCCGGCCCCAUUCUCCCGCUUUCCAUCACCCCGCCCCAUUCUCCCGGGUUCCAUCACUCCGCCCCAUUCUCCCGCUUCCAUCACCCCGCCCCAUUCUCCCGCUUUCCAUCACCCGGCCCCAUUCUUCCACUUUCCAUCACCCCGCCCCAUUCUCCCUCUUUCCAUCACCCCGCCCCAUUCUCCCUCCUUCCAUCACCCCGCCCCAUUCUCCCGCUUCCAUCACCCCACACCAUUCUCCCGCUUUCCAUCACCCUGCCCCAUUCUCCCGCUUUCCAUCACCCGGCCCCAUUCUCCCGCUUUCCAUCACCCCGCCCCAUUCUCCCGCGUUCCAUCACUCCGCCCCAUUCUCCCGCUUCCAUCACCCCGCCCCAUUCUCCCGCUUUCCAUCACCCGGCCCCAUUCUUCCACUUUCCAUCACCCCGCCCCAUUCUCCCUCUUUCCAUCACCCCGCCCCAUUCUCCCUCCUUCCAUCACCCCGCCCCAUUCUCCCGCUUCCAUCACCCCACACCAUUCUCCCGCUUUCCAUCACCCUGCCCCAUUCUCCCGCUUUCCAUCACCCGGCCCCAUUCUCCCGCUUUCCAUCACCCCGCCCCAUUCUCCCGCGUUCCAUCACUCCGCCCCAUUCUCCCGCUUCCAUCACCCCGCCCCAUUCUCCCGCUUUCCAUCACCCGGCCCCAUUCUUCCUCUUUCCAUCACCCCGCCCCAUUCUCCCACUUUCCAUCACCCCGCCCCAUUCUCCCUCCUUCCAUCACCCCGCCCCAUUCUCCCUCCUUCCAUCACCCCGCCCCAUUCUCCCGCUUCCAUCACCCCGCCCCAUUCUCCCGCUUUCCAUCACCCAGCCCCAUUCUCCCCUUUCCAUCACCCCGCCCCAUUCUUCCGCUUUCCAUCACCCCGCCCCAUUCUCCCUCUUUCCAUCACCCCGCCCCAUUCUCCCGCUUUCCAUCACCCCGCCCCAUUCUACCGCUUUCCAGCGCCCCGCCCCAUUCUCCCUCUUUCCAUCACCCCGCCCAAUUCUCCCUCCUUCCAUCACCCCGCCCCAUUCUCCCUCCUUCCAUCACCCCGCCUCAUUCUCGCGCUUCCAUCACACCGCCCCAUUCUCCCUCUUUCCUGCACCCCUCCCCAUUCACCCGCUUUCCAUCAACCCGCCCCAUUCUCCCGCUUUCCAUCACCCCGCCCCAUUCUCCCGCUUUCCAUCACCCCGCCCCAUUCUCCCGCUUUCCAUCACCCCGCCCCAUUCUCCGGCUUUCCAUCACCCCGCCCCAUUCUCCCGCUUUCCAUCACCCCGCCCCAUUCUCCCGCUUUCCAUCACCCCGCCCCAUUCUCCCGCUUUCCAUCACCUCGCACCAUUCUCCCGCUUUCCAUCACCCCGCCCCAUUCUCCCGCGUUCCAUCACUCCACCCCAUUCUCCCGCUUCCAUCACCCCGCCCCAUUCUCCCGCUUUCCAUCACCCCGCCCCAUCCUCCCUCCUUCCAUCAACCCGCCCCAUUCUCCCGCUUUCCAGCACCCCGCCCCAUUCUCCCUCCUUCCAUCACCCCGCCCCAUUCUCCCGCUUUCCAUCACCCCGCCCCAUUCUCCCGCUUUCUAUCACCCCGCCCCAUUUUCCCGGUUUCCAUCACCCCGCCCCAUCCUUCCUCCUUCCAUCACCCCGCCCCAUGA